UUGAUCUGUCUCUUCUCUGAACUGAGGCCCAUCUGCAAUCCCAGCAUGACAAGCUACACAGAUAAAGGAGAGAAGCCUGUAAGGGGAAAGUUUCUCAAGUUUCAUCAUGUCACUUUCUGGGUCGGCAACGCCAAACAGGCAGCUUCAUUCUACUGUGACAAGAUGGGCUUCGAGCCUCUGGCCUACAAAGGUUUGGAGACCGGCAGCAGAGAGGUGGUGGCUCACGCCAUCAGACAGGACAAGAUCAUAUUUGUGUUUCAAUCUCCGUUAAACCCUGGAAAUGAAGAGAUGGGAGAACACUUGAUCAAACACGGAGACGGAGUCAAAGACGUCGCUUUCCAAGUGGAGGACUGUGACUUCUUAGUCAAGACAGCCAUGGAGCGAGGAGCCGUGGUGGUGAAGCAGCCCUGGGUGGAGCAGGACAGCCACGGGAGGGUCAAGUAUGCUGUGAUUCAGACGUACGGCGAUACAACACACACACUCAUUGAGUACCUUGGACCCUACAAAGGCCUUUUCCUGCCAAACUUCAGAGAGCCUCUGUUUAGGGAUCCUCUGUUAGCUAAACUUCCACCAGGAGGUUUGAACUUUAUCGAUCACAUUGUGGGAAACCAGCCAGAUGACCAAAUGGUGCCAAUUUCCGACUGGUACGAGAAGUGUUUGAUGUUCCACCGGUUCUGGUCAAUAGACGACAAGCAGAUCCACACGCAGUACAGCGCGCUCAGGUCCAUAGUGGUGACCAACUAUGAAGAGACCAUCAAGAUGCCAAUCAAUGAACCUGCCACGGGAAAGAAGAAGUCACAGAUCCAGGAAUAUGUGGACUACAACGGAGGACCAGGUGUUCAGCACAUCGCUCUCAACACAACAGACAUCAUUCAAGCCAUAGUGAACCUGCGCGCCCGAGGGAUGGAGUUCCUCGCAGCUCCUGACACGUACUACGACACCCUGAGGGCCAACCUCAAAACCGCCAAAAUCAAGGUGAAGGAGGAUCUCAACCGUUUACAGGAAUUGAAAAUCUUAGUUGAUUUUGACGACAAGGGCUACCUCCUCCAGAUCUUCACCAAGCCUGUGCAGGACAGACCAACGCUUUUCUUGGAGGUCAUUCAGAGGAAUAACCACUUUGGCUUUGGGGCAGGAAACUUCAAGUCUCUCUUUGAGGCCAUUGAGAAGGACCAAGACGCCAGGGGCAACCUCACUGUGCUGACACCCGAGGGGAAGGCCAAAGCCUUCUACUGAUCCUCAGACUGCUGCUGCCAAACCACACACCCAGACUGUUAUAUAUGGCUGUACGUUUCACAGGCGAUCACCACAACUGCAGAGCAUCAAACACACAAAUGCAGAGUGUUGAGUAUCUGCGUGCGACAAGCUGCAGACGUUAUCAGAUAUGCUGUCAGUAGGUUGCACGGUGUACGGCUAAAUAAAGAAACUCAAGUUGGUGUGGGUCGGCCAGUGUGUUUGGGAAACGGAGGCAUGAAUAUUUAAGGAAUAGUUUGACAAUUAUUUGCUUUCUCCCGGUGAGCUGCAGGAGAACAGUGACGCUGCUCUGGUGUCUUUGUGAUGAAUGUAAAGCUGGAGACAGUUGGCUUAGUUUAAUGAAUGACCAAUCAGGUGGAGGAGAUUUAUUUACACUUUAGUUUACAAGCACAUUGUCCUAGAGCUGGUGCGAGGUGGAAAAUGUUACUUACCUAUUAAUUGAAGCCAGACUGGCUGUCUCUCCUCUGUCCCGUCUUGAUGCUAAGCUAAGCUGGAAGUGGCUCCAUAUUUACUGCACAGACAUGAGCGUGGUGUCAGGUUCACAUCUAGGAGGCAAAUAAUAAAUGAAUCCCCCAAAA
This is a messenger RNA of Stegastes partitus (bicolor damselfish), 1829 nucleotides long. It is a transcript of the gene hpda, whose product is annotated as 4-hydroxyphenylpyruvate dioxygenase a. Bases 46 to 1233 code for a protein of 395 amino acids. Lineage: Eukaryota; Metazoa; Chordata; Actinopteri; Pomacentridae. The transcript is spliced from 14 exons. Gene Ontology annotation, molecular function: lactoylglutathione lyase activity; metal ion binding; 4-hydroxyphenylpyruvate dioxygenase activity. The record is from RefSeq and is a predicted model, not a curated record. Gene Ontology annotation, biological process: L-tyrosine catabolic process. Gene Ontology annotation, cellular component: Golgi membrane; endoplasmic reticulum membrane.